Doryrhamphus excisus (bluestripe pipefish) is the source of this 1899-nucleotide messenger RNA. RefSeq names its product adenylate cyclase activating polypeptide 1a (gene adcyap1a). The record is from RefSeq and is a predicted model, not a curated record. NCBI's taxonomy places the organism in Eukaryota, Metazoa, Chordata, Actinopteri, Syngnathiformes, Syngnathidae. Gene Ontology annotation, cellular component: neuron projection; extracellular region; perikaryon. Gene Ontology annotation, biological process: neuron projection development; regulation of protein localization; adenylate cyclase-activating G protein-coupled receptor signaling pathway. Gene Ontology annotation, molecular function: neuropeptide hormone activity; pituitary adenylate cyclase activating polypeptide activity; peptide hormone receptor binding.
UGUGAGGAGUCAAGGAUGCAUGCAUAAAAAGCAAGCAAGAAGGUGGGGGCGCUAAGAAAAGGAAAAAAAAAGUUGUGGCCUGUGGUCGCCUCCAGGCUGCACGGGGGCCGCUUGACUGACACAAAACAGCCAGAAGAGAGAAGCGCUCCCAUCGCACUCCCAUCUUGCUCCCAUCGCACUCAGCUUCAGCCAGCGCUAAGAGAAGGAGGAGACACGUUCAAGUGGGCAUGUUGCGGAAAGGAAAAUGUCCAGCAAAGCCACUUUAGCCUUCCUCAUCUAUGGAAUCAUCAUGCAUCACAGCAUGGGGCUUGGCUUUCCCAGUGUGAGACUAGACGGUGAGGUUUAUGACGAGGAUGGACAUUCCCUGCCGUCCAUGGACUACGACAGACAGCAGCUGGAUGUGAGAAGUCCUCCGUCUGUAACCGAAGACGUGUACUCUUUGUACUACCCGCCAGAGAACAGACUGGAAAGACACGCAGACGGCAUGUUUAAUAAAGCGUACAGGAAAGCACUGGGUCAGCUAUCAGCCAGGAAGUAUCUUCAUUCUCUCAUGGCAAAGCGUGUCGGUGGCGGAAAGGCCACGGAUGAGAACUGGGAGCCUCUGUCCAAGCGACACUCGGACGGCAUCUUCACGGACAGCUACAGUCGCUACCGAAAGCAGAUGGCGGUGAAGAAGUACCUGGCGGCGGUGCUGGGGAAAAGACUUGAAGACGUAGAUUUCCAUCCUAUUCUUCAAGACAUAGACUUUGAUGCCCUCCCGGACGGGGAUGACUUUGAGGCUUUUUUGGGGGACUGGCUCAAACGGGUCUCUCCCAAGUUCCUGGUGAGUUUUAGUUUCUUGUCCAUGAGACAAGAGACAGAGGGGUGUGUGUGCCCCCCCCCCUCCUUCAUCUCCCUUUUUUUCCCCUCUCACUUUAAAUUCCAAAAUCCCUCAUCUGUACUCCUGUCCCUUUGUGGAAAAUCCCAAAUCCGGCCACUGGAGCACGUUUGGGGUCUUUCUUGUCCUUUUCUUUCAUAAGCUUUGCUUGUGUCUCCCAACCCAUCAACAGUAACAAGUACCACCAUGUACCAAAAACGAGCAGUUCUCCUCCAGUCCUGUAGGUGCCAGUGAAGCACAGAUCUGGACCAAUGCUUCUUCUUCUUCUGCUGUUGUGUUGUUGUUGGUCAUGAAAAAAAAAACAAUCCUUGUUACAUGGUUGCUGCUGGUGAGAGACGCAUGAGGCAGUUUGUGUUUGAACCUUCUGUGCUUCCGUUUCUCUUCUUAUGUCACAUGAACCUAUGUAAAAAAAUUACAUGAUUAAAAAAAAACAAAAAAAAAUACAGUGUGCAACAAAGCACACACACCGCUCUGCCGUGUGGAUGAUUCUUCUUCUCACUGGGGCUUCAUGUUUGCAACGUAUUGAUGAAUCAAUGAUAGGAUGAUGAUAGGAUGCAGGGACAUUAAAAAGCAGGGAAAAGAAGUAAGUGGAGUGUCAAUGAGGAAAGUAGGCUGAUGUCUUUUUUUUCAUUUUGCACUUUUCUCCAGGCUUUGUGACGCAGGAAGCACUUUGUGGCUGUGGUGCCUUGCAUCGGCUUUUUUUUUUGUGUGUGUUUUUUCAACUGAAAUGGCCUCCGAAAGACGGCUAUUUAGUGGCCCUACGAUGCUGCACAUCAUGUUUCACGCCUCCAUCAGACUGUCCCUCGUCUUUUACUUGUGUAUGGUAACCACACAGCCAAUAGCCUUAAAAAAAUAAUAAUAUAUAGAUAAAUACAUAUAUAUUUACUGUACAGGAAGUGAUUCUAUAGUUAGGAGUAAAUGUCAAGUCAAUAAAUGUUUCAAAAAAAAGUGCUGAUUUGUUUGAAUAAAUUUUUGUAAACAACAAAAAUGUUGUAAUGUGUGCUUGUGACGUUCAAAACAAU